CAUUCCCGCGCAGAAAAACCACCAAGCCGGCGGCACACAGCAGCGGCGGCCGGCGGAGCUAGCCAUGCCUAGCAGCGAUCUCACUCGUCAUCUUCCGCCCAACCUGCCCCAUCACGUCCCCUACUCCCGCGCGCUGCAGCAGCGCCUCUACCUCCUCGCGCAGCACGCCCGCCGCCGCGUCGCCUUCCACCCGGCCGGCACCGCCGCCGCCGCCGCACGCCGCGCGCUCGACCAGCUCCACGCGCAGCUCCUCCUCAACGGCUUCCACCGCAAGCGCUUCCUCCUCGCCAAGCUCCUCGCCCUCGCCGCCGCCGCCGCCGACCUCCCCCGCGCCGAGUCCCUCUUCCUCUCCGCACCGUCCCCUCCCACCUCCCCCACCCUCGCCAACCUCCUCCUCCGCGCCGCCGCCACGUCCAUCGCCCAGCCUCACCACCUCCUCUCCCUCCUCUCCCGCCUCGUUUCCCGCCACGGGUUCCGCCCCAACGCCUUCUCCUUCUCCACGCUCUUCGCCGCCCUCGCCCGCGCCGGCGCCGCAGCGCUCCCCCACGGGCCCGCCCUCCACGCGCGCGCGCUCGCCGCCGGGUUCGCGCGGUCCAGCCCGCACGUGGCCACCAGCCUCCUCGACAUGUACGCCGCCGCCGGGCAGCUCGUCGACGCCCGGAAGGUGUUCGAUGAAACGCCGGACAUGCUCUCCGCCUCCACCACGGCAUGGAACUGCAUGCUCUCCGCCUACGUGCGGUGCCGCGAGCUGGACGCCGCUCUGCGCUUCUUCCGCGAGAUGCCCCGGAGGGACGCGGUGGCCUGGACCACGCUGAUCGCCGGGUGCGCAAACACUGGUAAGGCAGCACAGGCGGUCGAGCUGUUCCGGAGCAUGAGGAAGGCGAGGGUCAAGGACGACGCUGUGACCAUGGUCGCCCUGCUUACAGCAUGCGCCGACUCCGGGGACCUGCGUCUCGGGCGGUGGGUACACGCGCGUGUCGACCAGGAACGCCAGCGCACCGUGUCGCUGGACAACGCGCUCGUCCACAUGUACGUGAGGUGCGGGGCCGUGGAGGACGCGCGCCGCGUGUUUCUCGGGAUGCCGAGCCGGAGCACCGUCUCGUGGACCACGAUGAUCUCCGGGCUCGCGGUCCAUGGCCGUGCCGAGGAGGCGCUGGAGCUGUUUCGCGGGAUGGAGGAACGGCCUGACGGCGCGACGCUGCUCGCCGUGCUGUCGGCGUGCGGCCACUCAGGGAAGGUUGACGAAGGGCGGAAAUACUUUCAAAGCAUGGAGAGAGUUUAUGGGAUCGCCCCGGAGGUACAGCACUACGGGUGCAUGGUCGACAUGCUCUGCCGCAGCGGACGGUUGCGUGAAGCGCUCGAGCUCGCGGAGACGAUGCCGUUGCAGUCUAAUGAGGCUGUGUGGGGUGCGCUGCUUAGUGGAUGCAAGAGGGAAGAUAAUCUUGAGCUUGCAGCCAAGGUGACUGAUAGAUUGAUAGAGCUACAGCCUGAGCGAGCAGCUGGGCACCUUGUGCUCCUGUCAAACAUGUAUGCGGGUGUUGGUCAGUGGGAGCAGGCUCGCAUUGUGAGGGAAAGAGUGGCUGCACUGAAUGCUGGGAAGCCUGCUGGCGGGAGCUGGUUGAAUCAAAACCAGACCAGCAUUUUUGUAGCAUGAGCUUAACAAAUUGGUUGAUUUCACUCACAAGACUUCAGAUGAAACAUUGUGCACGGUGUUCCACAUUCAAUGCAGUAAUCAUCAGAACUCAAAGUAUUGCAACGUCGCAACCGUCACAGAAGUAUAUGGAUGCAGUAAUAGAAAAAAGUUCAGGUCUAAAGCAGACGAAAAAUGAUCAGUCUACACUCCGCGGCACACUUACAUUGACAUCUGGUGAAGCUGUGGCACUAUGCACCAGUUUCGAUCUUUGCUCAUUCCAGCAAGGUUGGUUCCAAUGUCACCCAAGAAGCUUAUUGCAUGUGCCAAUGCCCAUCGCAGCAGCAAGAUGCCAUGCAGCAUGGAUAUAGGGUGUCUCUGGGAAGUAAUCAUCAGCAAUAAACAGCGCGCCUCCCAGUAGAGAUGACAUCUUGUGCAGGUUAUGUACCAUCCUGAGCUCUGGGUCAACUGAUGCUCUCUUUGCAAAGGAAACCUGCAUGCACGAACAGUUGUUAGAUUUGUCCAGCAGUUUUCUUUCAACAAUGAUUUAUCUCAUAAGCUGGUCAAUUGAUCAUUGAAAUGUUUUGUUCUAGACAGAAUAAUCUGCCAGGACAUUUGGAUGACUUGCCUCCAUCAUUCCAGUGUGGACUGCUGAAACCAUGAAAGGCUGAAACGGCAGAAGCAAUGUUGAUGCUGCCAUUAGUAGUCCUGGGUUCUCAUUCCUAACAGCUCUGGAUAAACACUACACAGAAAACAGAUAUGUCACGCAAAUUCUGAUCAUUUAACCACCACCGCCUGAUGGAAAAUAUGACUCACCAAUGUAGUGGUGGCAAUCAUAGUAUAAUCUGCCCAUCUCAGGAUUUUUCUGACUUCCCCUUUGGAAGAAUGAUACAGGCCUGAAGCUAUUCCUACUCCAACCAGCGAGUUGGCGUAGAUGGCAGCGUUCAAGUUCUUCCUGCAGCACCGAUUUUUCUUAUCAGAUAUAAAAUAAGAAAUAACAAGACAGAGGAACAUCUUAUCUGAGAAGAUGUCUUGCCUUGGUGUGUGCAGUCCAAGGAUAAUGAAGGGCAGAGAGGUGAGAACGUUUGCAAAGGUUUCGCCAGCAUGCUUGUCACCUGAUCAAAUAAAUAUGUCAGACAAGAUGCUUAAAAAAAAGGACGUACCCAGUGCUAAGAGCUCCCGCACUGUGCGGGGUCUGGGGAAGGUGUUAGUUGCAAGCCUUACCCUCACAAAGUGCAAUGUGAGGAGACCACGAAUCGAACCUGGGACCUCUCGGUCACAGGCGGUGAGGCUCUACCGCUGCACCAGGCCCGCCCUUCUAAAAGGAGGGAUGCAACACGAGGACUUCCCAGGAGACGGAAUGGAAGCUACCAUACAUGUGAUGCUGCAAUGGAUUGGCUUCAAGCAUGACGGCCUUUGCUGCCACAGACGACUGCAUUUCAAAGCACAAUUGAAGAAUCAGUGAAGCUGGUCCGGUCAGCUUCAUCGUCGCUCUGUGCCUGUGGGGGUCGACGCCCAACCUGUACUCCGUAGAGGCCGUCCAAGAUGCCGGGAGGGUUUCCUCUACCACCCUGGACACCCAUUUUCCUUGCCCCUUUUGUGCUUAUUCUUCACAAUCUCGCAGUUACUCCGAGCCCUGGCACUGGAAGCAGGUUGAUAUCGUGGUUGUUGCAAGAAACUGAUGGAGUAAGAAUGUGGCAAGCGCACCUUAGCUAUGGAAGAUUAGGUACGUGAGAUUGUAGCGGAUCUCCUGCGUCUUCUCCGGCGGGUGCAGGCGGCUGGUCCGGCCGGGAACGGCAACGGGAAUAAAUAGCGGAUGGGAAGUUGCUGAAAUCCUGGAGCGACGCGAGAGACGCCAAGUCAUAUGGAGAGCAGAGGAUGCCGAUUCCAAACGGAUCUUCCCUCUGCAGCGCGGCCGUGGGGCUCGCUCUCACGCUCUGGGUCCGAAUAUCCUCUCGCCCACGGCGCGGCAUCGUCAGAACUUGCACGGAAGACAAUUCCAUGUAGCCAAAAUGCAACGUGGAUUCUGAACAGAGCCAAGCGAGUGGUUAAGACGCAAACAAAGUUGGAAGCUUGUAGUAGUAGAACAGCGGAACGUCUUGCGACCACGCCUGUUUCUGGUUGGUGGAGGCGUGACAGAUUCUACCAACUCUACUACAGAACGUAAAAUCACCUCCAGGUGCUAUUCAAAAUUUAUCUUUUUCUUUGGUAUUUUUCAAGGGAUUUUUUGGAAAUAAUCUUCUUGGGACCU
This is a messenger RNA of Lolium perenne, 3881 nucleotides long. NCBI's taxonomy places the organism in Eukaryota, Viridiplantae, Streptophyta, Magnoliopsida, Poales, Poaceae. The record is from RefSeq and is a predicted model, not a curated record.